Molecule: messenger RNA, 1389 nt
Organism: Acanthosepion pharaonis
Lineage: Eukaryota; Metazoa; Mollusca; Cephalopoda; Sepiida; Sepiidae
Source: the annotation of a GenBank genome assembly
AUGUUCGAAGACAACCCUUCUUCGAACAUUGUGACUGGUAUCAGUGCUCACUUUUCGAAGACCGUCCUUCUUCGACCCUUUUUUCUCUGGGGCCAGUCCACAAUGUACGUAGACCAUCCUUCUUCGUCCAUUGAGGACGAGCGAGAGUCCACAACGUCCGAAGCCGAUCCUUCUCUGAACAUUGUUCACUGGCGCCAGUCGACAAUGUUCGAAGACAACCCUUCUUCGAACAUUACCAUCCUUCUUCGUCCAUUGAGGACGAGCGAGAAUCCAAACGUCCGAAGCCGAUCCUUCUCUGAACAUUGUUCACUGGCGCCAGUCGACAAUGUUCGAAGACAACCCUUCUUCGAACAUUGUGACUGGUAUCAGUGCUCACUUUUCGAAGACCGUCCUUCUUCGACCCUUUUUCUCUGGGGCCAGUCCACAAUGUACGUAGACCAUCCUUCUUCGUCCAUUGAGGACGAGCGAGAAUCCCACAACGUCCGAAGCCGAUCCUUCUCUGAACAUUGUUCACUGGCGCCAGUCGACAAUGUUCGAAGACAACCCUUCUUCGAACAUUGUGACUGGUAUCAGUGCUCACUUUUCGAAGACCGUCCUUCUUCGACCCUUUUUCUCUGGGGCCAGUCCGCAAUGUACGUAGACCAUCCUUCUUCGUCCAUUGAGGACGAGCGAGAAUCCACAACGUCCGAAGCCGAUCCUUCUCUGAACAUUGUUCACUGGCGCCAGUCGACAAUACCGUCCUUCUUCGACCCUUUUCUCUGGGGCCAGUCCACAAUGUACGUAGACCAUCCUUCUUCGUCCAUUGAGGACGAGCGAAAAGUCCACAACGUCCGAAGCCGAUCCUUCUCUGAACAUUGUUCACUGGCGCCAGUCGACAAUGUUCGAAGACAACCCUUCUUCGAACAUUGUGACUGGUAUCAGUGCUCACUUUUCGAACCGUCCUUCUUCGACCCUUUUCUCUGGGGCCAGUCCGCAAUGUACGUAGACCAUCCUUCUUCGUCCAUUGAGGACGAGCGAAAUCCCACAACGUCCGAAGCCGAUCCUUCUCUGAACAUUUGCUCACUUUUCGAAGACCGUCCUUCUUCGACCCUUUUUCUCUGGGGCCAGUCCGCAAUGUACGUAGACCAUCCUUCUUCGUCCAUUGAGGACGAGCGAAAUCACAACGUCCGAAGCCGAUCCUUCUCUGAACAUUGUUCACUGGCGCCAGUCGACAAUGUUCGAAGACAACCCUUCUUCGAACAUUGUGACUGGUAUCAGUGCUCACUUUUCGAAGACCGUCCUUCUUCGACCCUUUUUCUCUGGGGCCAGUCCGCAAUGUACGUAGACCAUCCUUCUUCGUCCAUUGAGGACGAGCGAAGUCCACAACGUCCGAAGCCGAUCCUUCUCUGA